AUGAUGACCGGGGUGCCAACUCCGUAUAUUCCGACAGAGGGCAGCUUCCUUUUCACGUCGGAAAGCGUGUCGGAGGGGCAUCCGGAUAAGAUUUGCGACAUCAUUUCUGACAGUAUUCUCGAUGCUUAUCUCCAAAAAGAUCCGGAUUCCAAGGUUGCGUGUGAAACCGUCACAAAAACCGGAAUGAUCUUGCUGUGCGGAGAGAUCACUUCGAAGGGCCAUAUCGACUAUCAGAGAGUCGUCAGGGAUACCGUACGAGAUAUUGGAUAUGACGAUUCGUCAAAAGGCUUCGACUACAAAACCCUGAGCCUGCUAAUCGCCCUCGAUCAGCAGUGUCCGGAAAUUGCAGCCGGAGUUCAUGUCGGGAAGUCGGAUGAUGAUGUUGGGGCUGGGGAUCAGGGCCUAAUGUUCGGGUACGCUACCGACGAGACUGACGAAGCCAUGCCGCUGUCUCUACUUUUGGCGCAUCAGCUAAUGGCCCGCCUACAUCAACUCCGAAGGUCUGGCAUCCUGGCCUGGUCGUUGCCAGACUCGAAAAGCCAAGUGACCGUUGAGUACAGGCUGGAUCGUGGCGCUUGUGUCCCAGUACGAGUUCAUACAGUCGUAAUCUCGGCACAGCACACCGAGAAGGCAGAGCUCGAAGAUGUUCGAAAGGAUCUGAUCGAGCACGUCAUAAAAUCGGUGAUCCCGCAGCGAUUGUUGGAUGAGCAGACCCGGUACUACUUGAACCCGUGCGGUCGCUUUCAUAUCGGGGGUCCGAUGGGUGAUGCCGGGCUGACGGGGAGAAAGAUUAUCGUCGAUACGUACGGUGGCUGGGGCGCCCAUGGAGGAGGGGCAUUCUCGGGCAAAGAUCCGACCAAGGUGGAUAGGUCGGCUGCCUACGGGGCUCGUUGGGUGGCAAAAUCCCUGGUGAAAGCCGAAGUGUGUCGUAGAUGUCUUGUUCAGGUAUCUUACGCCAUCGGAAUGGCUGAUCCACUCUCCGUGACGGUCAUUUCAUACAACACCUCGCCGCUGACCGAAGAAGAACUGUUGACGAUCGUCCGCGAUAACUUUGAUCUGCGACCUGGCAGACUGAUCAAGGAGCUCGGCCUAAAGAAGCCAAUCUACAAGCAGACCGCCAGGAAUGGUCAUUUUGGACAUCAGGAUUUUGCGUGGGAGCGACCGAAGCAACUUGUUAUUCGCCCGGAACUGGCCAAGAAACUGCUCGAGCAAAAGGGAAGCGGCGUCGGUUCGUAUCAGGGA
This is a messenger RNA of Mesorhabditis spiculigera, 1242 nucleotides long. The record is from the annotation of a GenBank genome assembly. NCBI's taxonomy places the organism in Eukaryota, Metazoa, Nematoda, Chromadorea, Rhabditida, Rhabditidae.